Molecule: messenger RNA, 1178 nt
Organism: Strigops habroptila (Kakapo)
Lineage: Eukaryota; Metazoa; Chordata; Aves; Psittaciformes; Psittacidae
Gene: RSPH1
Product: radial spoke head component 1
Exons: 9
Coding region: 26-976 (316 amino acids)
Biological process (GO): spermatid development; axoneme assembly
Cellular component (GO): motile cilium; nucleus
Source: RefSeq, a predicted model, not a curated record
CCGCGGCGACGGGGACGCCGCAGCCAUGUCGGACGAGAGCGAGGAGGGGAGCGAGGAGGGGGAGGCCGAGAACACUCUGGGGGAGUAUGAAGGUGAGCGCAAUGCAGAAGGUGAGCGACACGGACGUGGAAAAGCACGUCUACCCCAUGGUGAUACAUACGAUGGGGAAUAUGAACAUGGUCUCAGAAAUGGGCAGGGGACUUACAGGUUUAAGAAUGGUGCUCGCUACGUUGGAACAUAUCUUCGAAACAAGAAGCAUGGCCAGGGGACUUUUUUUUACCCAGAUGGAUCAAAAUAUGAAGGAGACUGGGUGGAUGACCAGAGACAUGGCCAUGGACAGUAUACCUAUGCGAAUGGAGACACCUAUACUGGAGAGUGGUUUAACCACUAUAGGCACGGGCAAGGUACAUAUGUCUAUAAAGACACAGGAUCUAAAUAUGUUGGUGGUUGGGUAAAUGGAAACCAGGAAGGAGAAGCUGAACUUAUCUACUUAAACCACAGAUUUAAGGGCAGGUUUUCAAAUGGAAAGCCUGUAGGUCGUGGCAAAUAUGUCUUUGAUGUUGGAUGUGAGCAGCAUGGUGAAUACAUACAACGAGAGCAGGAUAAAGGAGAAGAAGAAGAGGAGGAGCCCUCAUUACUUGCUGAGCCAAAAUGGAAAGCAUCAAAAAUUACCAAAUUAACACUCUGGACUCCCCAUGGGGAAACCCCACCUCCUCCCAAAGAAGCCUCACUAGAAGCACCAGCAGCACCAGAACCAGAAGCAGGAGGAGAUGGAGUGGAAGAAAGACCAGCAGCAGCAGUAACUGAAGAGGAGACAGUUCCAUCCGUUGCAGUCACUGAUGAGUCUGCUGAGGGUGGGUAUGAUGAGCCUUCUCCUUUUGAAGCAUCCAGUGAAGUUCUUAGCUCAGCGAGGGACAUGGGAGAGGAAGAGGAGGAAAACAGAGAGGAAGAAGAAAACAAAGACCAGGAGGAUUAAGAAACUAGUGGUUUAAAGGAUAAGGAGGAAGAAUCAUAGGAAGCAGAGUAAUUGGAUAUAACUAGAGAUGAAGAGCCAAAAAAAAAGGGAAAUUUCAGAGUAAAUAAUUUAUUAUGGUAAACCUGCAAUAUUUUUAUGCAUUAAAAAAAAAGCUGUGUUAAGAUACUUUGAAUAAACAUUUCUGUCACUCUUCUGUCUGGAA